AUGGUCAGUGGUAACCAAAGGAAGGGGAAGGAGGUGACACUGGUGGAAGAUAAGUUCCCACAGGGGAUGCGCGUGCUCGUAGUCGAUGAUAACCCUGUCUGCCUCAAGGUCCUUGAGGUGCUCUUACGGUCCUGCAAAUACAAACCAACGAUGGUGAUGGAUGCAAGCACAACGAUGAAGAUGUUGAAGGAGGGAGGGGAGGAGAAGAUUGACCUAGUGAUCACCACUGUGCGCAUGCAAAACAUGGAUGGAUUCGACUUCCUGGAGUUCAUCAACCUCGAGAUGGACCUUCCUGUCAUCGUGCUAUCUGUGGAUGAAGAGAAGGAUACUAUGUUGAAGGCGAUAACUCAUGGGGCUUGUGAAUAUUUGGCGAAACCAGUGAAUAUCAAACAGCUCAAGAACAUAUGGAAACAUGUUAUAAGGAAAAAACCUGGCGUUGUGAACCACAUGAGCAGUGAUGAAGAUGAUGCUUAUCACAGGGCGCGACCAGGGAUUGCUGAGGAUGAACAGAGUGGUGCAAAGAGUAAGAAGUUCUCAAAAAAGAAGAAAAUUGAUGGAGAUGAUUCUGAUGAGAACAUGGAGAUCACGGCCCGCGUAGCCAACUGGAAGAAGUUGAGGGUGACAUGGACCGAUGAGCUGCAACACAAGUUCGUUGGAGCUGUCAAACAGCUCGGCAUUGCUAAGGCGGCUCCAAAGAAGAUACUGCAGAUGAUGGAUGUAGAUUACCUAACAAGAGAGAAUGUUGCGAGCCAUCUUCAGAAGUAUCGACUCAAGUUGAAAAAAGGGCUCAGGGGUGAAAGGAAGUCUUAUCCGAACUUGUCCCCGUACGUGAACAUGUAUCACCAGGGAAACUCCACCCCAUUAGUGUUAGGAACUCAUGAUGUGUCAAUCCAGUCGAGGAAAUGGGCUACGGGGAUAGUCGACCAUGAUGGCAGCAUGCUGAGACAUGCCGUGCCGUGGGUGCCUGACGCAAGAAGGAGCCAUGGUUCCGGUCCUCCCUUCAACCCAUUUGCAAAAACAUCAGGUCACAUAAUGUCUCAUACAUUUCCUCCUAACCAUUCUGGCAAAGCCUACGCAAACAUGUUGCGCGAAAAAUUGUUGCAGGCAAGUGGCGGCUCCUUUGCAGAAAUGGCAAAUGGUGGGAUGUUAGAGCCUGUAAACGGAUUCCAGGUGCAGUCUCCAGAAUUUGUCAGCCAGUGCUCCACUCUGAUGAACAUGGCACCUUCUGCGGUCGGCGCGUGUCGCAACGCGCAAUUUCCGUGCCUUGUUGGAAGCUCUAGCAAUCCCUGGCAGAAUGUGGCAUCAUCAAGUUUUCCUGGUCAUAUGGAUGGAACACCACUAGCUCAAUCACAGGUGAACAUCCCCCAGAUCAACCAACCGCCAAGCUUUGCAACCUUACCUGGCCAGAUACUGCCGAUGUUUCAAAAUGUAGAGCAGAUGGCGCCAUUCAACAUGGCAAGGAACACAGCCCCAGUAGAGAUGACCAAUGACAACAUUUCACCAAUGACCCAAAUGGUCAAAGGUGGAAGCACCACCUCUGUGUUGCAUAACCUUCAGGCUGACAGUUCUUUCGCGCUAACUCAGAUGACCAAUAUUGGAAAAAUCAGCUCUGCGUUGCAUGAGCUUCAGGCAGGCAGUUCUGUCGAGCCGACUCAGAAGGUUACUGGCGGGGAAAAUGCAUAUAUCGCUCACCCUAUGCUGGAAGGGCCAGUUGAUCUGCGAGCUCCUGAUGAUCAACCAAUCUACAGCAACCCCUUAUUUUUUGAUGAUAUCUAUGCCAACCAGGAUCUCAGUGAUGAUGCUUUCUUCAGCGGAGGAUGUUAG
Lolium perenne is the source of this 1824-nucleotide messenger RNA. The record is from RefSeq and is a predicted model, not a curated record. NCBI's taxonomy places the organism in Eukaryota, Viridiplantae, Streptophyta, Magnoliopsida, Poales, Poaceae.